Molecule: messenger RNA, 3986 nt
Organism: Bombina bombina (fire-bellied toad)
Lineage: Eukaryota; Metazoa; Chordata; Amphibia; Anura; Bombinatoridae
Gene: SLCO4A1
Product: solute carrier organic anion transporter family member 4A1
Exons: 13
Coding region: 375-3506 (1043 amino acids)
Biological process (GO): transmembrane transport; sodium-independent organic anion transport
Cellular component (GO): membrane
Molecular function (GO): protein binding
Source: RefSeq, a predicted model, not a curated record
CGUUCACUAUUGGAUGCCAAUUGAUAACGCUAGCAAUAAUCCGCCACACUGAUUGGUUGACUAAGGUCAUUAAUGAUCUUGUGGGGAAGUCGCUCAAUGAAGGGCGUUUGACAGCUACACGAGUAUUUAUUGACAGUGAGGUUAUUAUCUGGAAAACGUGGGAGAAACAUCCAAACGUUUAUCACUUAUUGCCUACCUUAUUUCAUCACUGGUGAAAACGGAACGUAAAUUGAUGGUCUCAUUCUGCGAGAGUUUUUGUAGUCCAUCUUUACUUCACUACCUUGUAGUCAACUUUUCAUUGGAUAUUAUAAAACCUUGGGAAGCUGUUCAUUAACCACAGAAGCUAGGAUAUCUUUCACUUAAUAGUUUUUGAGAUGCCACAGCACCUGAAAGCAGACAUUUCCUUUCCAUCCAAGCAGGAGCUUCUUUGCUUCAAAGAAAGUGUCAGUGGAUAUGAUUUGGACAGCAGUAGCCCAGUAGAGCAGACUGUUGUACCAUUGUACAAGAGUGAAUUCCAUUCAGAUCCUGACAGUUCUCCAGACUCAUGUAGUGAACCUCUUUACCAUGAGACAUCUACUAAGAAGAACAUUUAUGACAAGGAUGACACCUGUGAGAUUAAGUUUAUACAAUGUGGAAGGGAAAAUCUGUGUGGAUGGGGGGCCAUCAAGCCAUCUUUCCUGCAGAUAUUUAACACGCCCAAAGGUGUAUUAUUCUUUCUAUGUGUGGCUUCUUUCCUGCAAGGGAUGAUAGUAAACGGUUUCAUCAACACAGUGAUCACUUCAAUAGAAAGAAGAUUUGACCUUAAGAGCUACCACAGUGGACUGAUAGCAAGCUCUUAUGAUAUUGCAGCUUGUGUAUGUUUGACAUUUGUUAGUUACUUUGGGGGGAGUGGCCACAAGCCACGUUGGUUAGGUUGGGGAGUUUUAAUUAUGGGCAUUGGCUCUAUUGUUUUUGCAAUGCCACAUUUCACCACUGAUGUGUAUGAAGUUAGCUUAUCAGAAGAUACAGGAAUUUGUCGUUCCAACCAGACUCAUCAAUCAACAGAAGGUGCCUCAAGUCUCUCCAUUUAUAGAUACGUCUUCAUGUUAGGCCAGUUUCUUCAUGGAAUUGGAGCCACUCCACUCUACACCCUUGGAGUAACAUACUUAGAUGAAAAUGUCAAAUUGAGCUAUUCACCUGUGUAUAUUGGUAUCUUUUAUACAGCUGCAAUAAUUGGGCCUGCAGUGGGGUACUUGCUUGGAGGAUUUUUUCUAAAUAUUUACACAGAUUUUAACAGCUCAACUGACCUCACACCUGAAGCACCGCUUUGGGUUGGAGCUUGGUGGAUUGGCUUUCUUGGUGCUGGAGCUGCUGCUUUUCUUAUCUCCUUCCCAAUACUGGGAUAUCCACAACAACUGCCUGGGUCACAGCGAUAUGUAGUGAUGAGAGUGUCUGAAGCCCAUCAGGUAAAAGGUGGAAACCAAAAAACAGAUCCUAACUUUGGAAAGACCAUCAAAGACUUGCCAAAGGUGGAUUUAGUAGUAUCUGAUGCAAGCUGGAUUGCUUGGUAUAGCCUAGAGAUGGUGUUCUUGGGCCUGGAUGAGGUGCUACAUAUGUUCUCUAGUACAGAGGAUACGUUUUUAGAUAUGGAUGAAUUCAGCAUUGAGACUGCUGAAAAGCGGCCAUUUUCCAACCCACGUGGAGAUAUGGAAGACCGACUGGGUUAUAAGAACAUAUUAUUGGAUCUAUUAUCCACCAAACUUUUGGAGGUUGAACAUGAAAAACACCCUGACAAGCAUAUUAAAAUGACUUCGAAGAGGCUGAAUAAAACAGAAAAAAUGGGUGGAGGGAAAAACACUCCAGUUACCUCUUACUUCAAACAAACGCAAAGUGAUAACCUGGCUGAGCAAAACCCUGAAAUCAGAACACCUAUUGAAGUCACACCAAUGGAGCCUCACACUACAGAUGAAGAUACACCUUUGACCAGAGCAGAUCUACAUCUCCUGGUAUCCAAACAAGAUAUCACAAGCAGCUUCGACAAGCUGUGGGCAAAAAUGGAUGCCAUGCACACCUCUAUGAACGAGAGCCUAAAUUAUAUUAAAAAAGACAUAUCAGACUUGGGAGCGAGGGUUGAAUCUCUGGAGGAAAACAAUGACAACAUUAUAGAAGAUGUAGAGACGGCGGUACAACAGACAGCCCAACAACAGCAGGUAGUAAACGAACUGCUGGACAAGUUGGAAGACAUGGAGAAUAGGAGCAGAAGAUGUAACAUUCGCCUCAAGGGAAUCCCGGAAUCUAUAACACCUACAGAUCUACCCUCAUACCUCCAUCAACUGUUCUGUGCGAUAACAGGAGUGAACACCUCCACAGUAAUUGAAAUAGAAAGAGCCCACAGAGCACUCAAGCCUAAGCCCAAAGCUGACUUUCCACCAAGAGAUGUCAUUGUGGCCUUCCUAAGGUUUCCUGAAAAAGAUAAAAUACUCAGAGAUGCAGCAAAACAACCCACCUUCAAAUUUAGAGGUAACGUGGUGCACUUUUUUCAGGAUCUCAGCAAUAGAACACUACAAAGAAGGGGAGCCUUAAGACCUCUCACAACCCUCUUAAGAAAGCACCAGAUCCAAUACAGAUGGGGAUACCCUUUUGCCCUUCAUAUAUCAAAAGACAAUAAAUUGUUGACAAUCAGAGAUGCAGAGGGGAUCCCAGAUAUUUGUGAUGCUUUAGGUCUAGACAUACCCCCCACGCCAGGUCCUUCACCGUCCACGGAGACACCGAAACCACAGAGGAUACCCAUGAAGUCACAAAGAUCACAUGUUCUGCUUGAAGGAACUUUUAACCUAUCAGCAUCAUGUAAUGCUGACUGCAGAUGUUUGGAAGAGAUAUUCAACCCAGUAUGUGGAGCGGAUAAUGUUAUGUAUUACUCUGCCUGCUAUGCUGGCUGCUCACACAUGUAUAUAGACCUCGGAGAUGGAAGAAAGGUUUAUGAAAACUGCAGCUGUAUUGCACGGAAUGAUUCAUCUUCAGGAGGAUACGCUGUAGCAGGCAAAUGUUCCUCUUCCUGUUACAAAAUGCCGACCAUUUUGCUUUUAAUAUUUUCAGAGAUUUUCUUUACCUUCCUGUGCAGUGUUCCAGCUAUAACAGCCACAUUAAGGUGUGUGUCUGAUAGUCAGCGUUCCUUUGCGCUAGGCAUCCAGUGGAUAGUGGUACGCACCUUAGGGGCAAUCCCUGGGCCUAUUGCCUUUGGCUCCAUGAUAGACAUCUCAUGUUUGCUGUGGCAAAACCAAAGCACAGAGAAAGGAUCCUGUUAUGUUUAUCAAAACUCAGAUAUGAGCAGAUACACACUACUUGCCGGACUAGUUUAUAAGGCUCUGGGAUCUUUAUUUUUUCUAAUUGCCUUGAUGAUUUAUAAUCCUCCUAAAUGCUCCUCGCCAGAUAAUUUGGAAAGAUCCUCCAGCAUUAUCGCCACAGAUUCAAGAAAAACUACAGAAGAAAAUAAUUUAGUAAUUACCUCAUCAAAAAUAACUUCUUGACACUUGGUUUGACUCCAUUUUCUCAGUACUCUUCUUUUCUCAAAUUUCUGCACAGCUGCACCAUUUUUCUAUGGAAAUAGAUCUGCAUUCAGUGCAGAAAGUAAAGGGCUAUUCACCACUGCAUCCAAUCAUAGAGGGAGUCAUGCAAUCAAGAUGCUUUAUUUCAAUCCUGAUAUUCUAUUUAUCAAGGACAGAGAAAUGCAGCACAGUUGUAACACUUUCUUGCACAAUUUUGUAACGCCUGAACUUUACAAUACUGGAAACAAAUCUAAACUGGUGCCAAUUUUAUGUUCCUAAUGUCGCAGCAGGUUGUUCUCUCUCCAGACAUACUGUACAUAACAUUAUGUUAUAGUAAUCUAUACAAUCAGUAGGUAAUACCAGAUAACCACUGUCGGGUCAUAACUAAUCUUUAAAACUGGAUUGUCGUAUGUUAAAGAAUGUAAUCUAAGUUAUAAAAAUUCUAUUAUUCUCAAAAUAUUA